AUGACGGAGGUUGAUGAGAGAUGCCACCGAUUUGGCGAAGGAGCCGAUUGUUGCUAUUACGAAUUUCCUUGGUAUGCCGUUGAGGUGGUCCGCUCUCACCGGGCUGUUUUGGAAUUGAUAAUAACUGUUUCUUUUUGUUGUGCAAAUGUUCAGGAUUACUUUGGAAAAAAAAGGCAUAGACCAUGGCAAGUUACAAUACGCCGGUUUGGUCAUGAAGAAGGUAAUGAAGAUGGAAGCAACAAGUAUAUUUUUGGAUAUUGUAAAUGGUGUUGGGUAUUUGGUUAUGAUAUGGUUUUGACAGACUUUCUCCUUUUAAGAUUUAAACCCUUUGCGCUUCUACCAGUAACAUAUGUGAAAUCAUGCUCAACUGAUACAUCUGACUUGAUUGUUCUUACAUUGCCUUUUCACUGCAUUAGAGAAAUAUCUAUUAUACUAAUGCAUGCAACAAAAAGCACCCAUAUAAUAUUUGUUUGUCGAACAACAACUGUAAAGGCUCCAACCUUACCAAUGCACUUAACCAGUAGUUCUUUUCCAAACUUGCAAGAUACAUGGCCAGCACAGCAGUAA
Vicia faba (fava bean) is the source of this 567-nucleotide messenger RNA. The record is from the annotation of a GenBank genome assembly. NCBI's taxonomy places the organism in Eukaryota, Viridiplantae, Streptophyta, Magnoliopsida, Fabales, Fabaceae.